Messenger RNA from Fimicolochytrium jonesii, 1102 nucleotides. RefSeq lists its product as uncharacterized. The coding region runs from base 144 to 1088 and encodes 314 amino acids. The transcript is spliced from 7 exons. The record is from RefSeq and is a predicted model, not a curated record. NCBI's taxonomy places the organism in Eukaryota, Fungi, Chytridiomycota, Chytridiomycetes, Spizellomycetales, Powellomycetaceae.
CCGGCGGACUUUCGGAACCGUGUACGGCGUCAAACAUGGGGUUCCCUGGCGUCAAAACUCGUCGGAGCAGAUGCCGUACCGUUCAAGAAGCCCGGGGUGCACGAUACGCUGCGCUGGAUUGAGGGAGGGCAAAUGUAUAAAUCAUGGCGGAUAUAUCGCCGUUUGAGGUGCGUAAAGGCUUCUAUGUACAAGAAGUGGUCGAUUACAUGUUUGGGGUGUUCCUUGCUAUGGGAGCCCUCAACGUUUGGACCAAUCUCAGCGCUACACUUCGCCGCCCAGAUCGGGUCUACAUCUUGGGGACCAUUGCGGCCGUGCUUCAGUGGGCCGAUAAGCUCCUUCUCGCCAUUGGGAACUCGGCCCAAGUAUCAUAUCCCGUCUGCUCAUUCUUGACCGAACUCGGCAGUUCCUGCUACUACAUUUUUCAGAUUAUAUCUACCGGGAUCUUGAUUUACCGAGGGACUACCGCUCUUUCCCAUCAACGCAGGCUAGCUGCACAGAUCGUGUUGUCAGCACUUUUGACCGUGUCCAUCGUGACAAACGCCGUCAGUGCUGUGCGAAAGGAAAUGUUCGUUGGCGCCGACGGAAUAUGCGUUGCAAUCUUCGACAAGACAUGGAAUAACGUCGCCAAGAGUAUUUUGCUUGUUCUAUACAUCCUUCUCCUGUUCUGCUUUGUUGUCCCGGUGCUGGAGCACUUGCAAAAGGCGAAGAGAAGUGGCCUAUCUGCCAAAAGACUCCAACAAGUCUUACUGAGUAUGGCCGGCAAGAUCUUCCUCGUCAUCCUCGCGUUCACCAUCACCAUCGCGCUCUCCCUAGCGGGUUACUUUGGGACCUAUUGGAGCAUCGAAUUUAUGCUUGAGGACUACUUCACGAUCCUUGCCUCUACUUGGUCAGUCGGACCCGACACAAGCUCGGACAGUUCAUCUACCGGCUCGAAUUCAGCUCAAAGGAAUACCGUCAUGAAUGGGACGCGUGGCAUCAGCAGCAACAUGGCUGCUUCCAACGUCAACAUCUUGAAGACCUCUCGAACUGCCGCGAGCACUCAACAGCAGCGAGCCGGAAAAUCUACCCAACAGAUAGAUGGAGUAUGAACUUUGAAUCUUGU